Zymoseptoria tritici IPO323 is the source of this 1451-nucleotide messenger RNA. RefSeq lists its product as uncharacterized. Gene Ontology annotation, molecular function: FAD binding; monooxygenase activity. Lineage: Eukaryota; Fungi; Ascomycota; Dothideomycetes; Mycosphaerellales; Mycosphaerellaceae. The transcript is spliced from 6 exons. Bases 162 to 1451 code for a protein of 429 amino acids. The record is from RefSeq and is a predicted model, not a curated record. Gene Ontology annotation, biological process: secondary metabolite biosynthetic process.
CUCAGCAGAUAUGUCGUUGUUGCCCGAAUAAAUUCUUGACGUUGGAAACUGACAAGAGUGUGCACGAAUAACGCGGUUGCAGGUUACAGACCUCGUGAGAGGCGGCACAGCACGACGGUGUCGACAUACCAAAACGACAUUUCUGCAGACCAGGAUUCAAGAUGGGAUCAACGAACUCGGAUUCAGCCGGCGGCGACCAUAAGUCCAAGCCUCCACCGUUAUCAACGAACCCGGAGGUAAUCGCUGAGAAGCUUACCUCACCGUCGAACAUGGAAACAUCGUCUCGUGACGAUAGAGCGCAGUCACCACCGACGAGCUCAGCAACCUCCGCUCACUUCAAUUUGCCGAAGAGCGAAGCUAGCACUCCAGGUGUGGAAAAGCCAUCUUACGAUUUGCCCUUGUUGACCAAACAAUCUCUCAAGGUCGGACUCGUUGGCGCAGGCAUUGGUGGCCUUACGGCUGCGAUUGCCAUUGCGCGAGCAGGUUGCGAUGUCACCGUCCUUGAGGCUGCGGCCGAGCUUGGUGAAAUUGGAGCUGGGAUUCAGAUCACUCCGUACCGAGCUGUCCUCCCAUACGAGGAGGUUUACCGCAACGUGCCAGAAUCACGGGACUUUGGAAACGAUAUCGACGUCUUCACCAUGGAGAAGGGCUACGUGAUCAUGUAUCCCAUUGCGGCUGGGCGCGAGUGGAACGCAGUAAUGGCACAUGUUACAGACAAACCCGUGACGGACGUGGAAGAAGACUGCUCGAUGGAGGAGAUGCGAGAGUACUACAAAGACAUGGAUGAGAGAGUCACGAAAAUUCUGGAGCUCGUUCCUUCAACGAAACGUUGGCCGCUGAUGACUGUGGGCCCACUGAAGUCGUGGUCGAGUCCGCAGAAGAAUGUGGCUAUUAUGGGUGAUGCAGCCCAUGCAAUGGUUAACCAUCUCGAUCAGGGAGCUGCGACGAGUAUGGAAGAUGGCGCAUUUCUCGGCCGGGUCCUCAGAGAAGUGAUCACUGGUGUUCUGACCCUACCAGAGGCCGUGAAAAUCUACGAAGACACUCGAAUGCCACGAGCUUGGGCCAAGCAACAAGAGUCCUUCAUCAACGGUUCCAUAUUCAUGGCCGAUGAGCCGCGAGGUCGUCUCAGAGACGAAGCAGCCGCAGAUUCCGUCGCAGAAACAAAAGCCAUGUCUGAAGUAUGGAACCUCGACUCGAAAGCAGCCGUCACAGGGCCAGACGAGAAUGCCCUAUGCCCGAAUCUCUGGGGUGCUCCGGAGACGCUGCAGAGUGUCUUCUCCUACGACCCGGAAGGCGACGCAGACUUCGCGGUCAUCAAGCAUAUUCAGGACACCACGCCGUGGGAUAAAGUGACGGGAGUCAGCGAGGGCUUGGAAGAGAAGUUGACGGGUUGGUUCUGGCCCAAAGAUCAGGUUGGCCGUGUGGCGAAGGCUAGAGGGACAGACCUAUAG